AUGUCCGGGAGGCGGACGCGGUCCGGCGGGCCCUACCAGGGCUCCGAGCCGAGGGCCUCACUUCCUACUCAGGCUCUGCGGAGGUCUCAGCGGAAAUCCGGCUCUGAUCUUCCCACCAUCCUCCCUGACAUCUGCCCGAAGGAACCUCAUGCGACGCCACUCAGAAAGCCCAUCGUCUUGAAGAAGAUUGUGGCUCAUGCUGUACAGAUCCCAGCUGUGGACUCGCCUCGGAGGAGCCCUCGGAUUGCGUUUUCCUUGGAAAAAGAAAACAAUCCUCCUACCAAGGAGCCCACGAAGGCAGACCUCUUCAAGAAAUACAGUGUCCCUGCCACUCCUGUGCAAAGCCCAGAUGUUGUUGAAUCCAACUCCAGCGAAGGAGACCUGGACACCAGGGACUUGGACAUGUCCAAGAAGGUCAGGCGGUCCUAUAGCCGGCUGGACCCCCUCUGUGCCUCCACCUCCACCUCCACCCCGGGCCGCCCAUCCUGCUUUGGCUUCGAGAGGCUGCUGGGGACAGAAGACCUGGCUGGAGUCUCGCCUUUGGUGUGUUCAAAGUUAACCGAGGUCCCCAGGGUCCCUGGGGAUCCUUUGGUCCCAGAUACGACUCUCCCUGGAAUUUCCCCGCCCGUGAAAGAGAAGAAGAAGAAGAAGAAGGUGCCGGAGAUCCUGAAAUCGGAGCUGGAUGAGUGGGCUGCAGCCAUGAAUGCUGAGUUUGAAGCUGCUGAGCAGUUUGAUCUCCUGGUUGAAUGA
Messenger RNA from Pipistrellus nathusii (Nathusius's pipistrelle), 750 nucleotides. The record is from the annotation of a GenBank genome assembly. NCBI's taxonomy places the organism in Eukaryota, Metazoa, Chordata, Mammalia, Chiroptera, Vespertilionidae.